Molecule: messenger RNA, 1399 nt
Organism: Adineta steineri
Lineage: Eukaryota; Metazoa; Rotifera; Eurotatoria; Adinetida; Adinetidae
Source: the annotation of a GenBank genome assembly
AAUUCAAAAUACUGGACGUAGUAGCAGACGAAAACAAUUGGCGCCUCGUUCUCGACUUGUUCGUCAAUGUGAUCUCUGUGAUUUUUCUUCAUCAACAAUAAACGAAUUUAAAAAUCAUAUGAAAUUCGAACACGGACAGGACGAAGUUUUUCUAUGUGAUACAUGUCGAUAUUAUUCAUUAUCUUCAUAUGAUUUUCAUGUACAUCUUAAUUCUCAUCACAAUGAAUCAUCUAAAAAUAAUCAUCGAUCACCAUCACCACCACCAAAAUUAAAUCUUUCAUUACAACAACCUUCAAAUGUCGAAUUUGAAGGUGAUUUAGAAGGAGUUGAUGAUGAUGUUGAACAUCAACUUAAUAUUGAAGAUUCAAAAGAACAAAAUACAACAAUAUUUGAUAAUGAUGAACAAAGUUCUGAUGAUGAACAAGUAAGAGAAAAAAAACGAAAUUUUUUAAAUAUUCGCUUAUUCGUCAAAAUAAAGUUAUCAGUUUUUAUCGAAAGAGGGCGCACGUUCUCGGCAUAACAUUAGAAGAUAAAUACGAAAUAUUUUAUUAGUUCUAGACUUAGAAAAAAAAAUGAGAAAUCAAAUUUUUCAAUAAAUUGCACAAGUUUUGAGAUAGAAUAAUAUCACCAAUAUUCUGUGAUUUUUCUUUUAAAAUAAAUUACAUGAGUUUAAAUCGAAAUAAUAAUCUAUAUUUGAAUAACUAAACAUAAAUAACCAAGUCAGUGGCGGAUCUAAGAUUUCGGAAGAUACGGGCGUUUCCGUAUAGGGGCAGGGGGGGUCGAUUAAAGUGAACCCAAGUUUUUUCAAUCACCGUUUACACUAUCAGAGCACUUCGAUAGAGUUGACUGAGGUUCACGGAGAGUGCAACUCGCUCAGUAGAUACUUUUCGUGAACUUCGGUCAGCUCUAUCGAAGUGCUCUGAUAGUGUAAACGGUGAUUGAAAAAACUUGGGUUCAGUUUAAUCGACCGGCGGGGGGCGAUUUCGACUAAAAAUUAUUUUUGAGUCCAAUCGAAGUAGUGUGAACCUAUGUUUGCUGUAAAGAAUAAAAAAAAUUCUGAACGGGCGGUAGGCGACCGCACCCGUCGCCCACCCCUAAAUCCGCCCAAGCGAUAUAUAUCUACUAUGAUUUAUUUUUCGUGUCCUAUAAUGAUAUUUUUCAUUAAUCGAUUAUAAUAAAUAGUCUUAUCUAUCAAACGAUGACCUAGUACUAAGAAAUAAAUAAUGAUCUACUUUUAUAAAGUUAAUUUUAAACGUAUGUCCUUAUACAGUAGUUUCAGACAUAAGACAUUUAUAUUCAUUUAUAUUGAUAGACAUAUGGAUAAAAUAAAAAACAAAAUUUGUUCAUUUUCGUUUAACUUCUGUUACCAAAAAUCGGAUAUUAAAUUUCUAUCUUAACU